GUGAGCCGGUAUCGUGUGUUUAAUCGUCACGGAGUCCAAUUUUCUACAAAUAAGUCCAUCAGAGGUAUCAAAAGGAGGUGAUAACUUUACUUCACUUCCCUUGAAGUUAUUUGUGCAGCUGGUUGUCCGUUCCGCCGGGAGAAGCUGCUGAUUGAGCCACCUGAGCGCUGUAUGUGCGGCAACAACAUGUCAGCUCCCUUACCUGCCAUCGUGCCUGCUGCCCGCAAAGCCACCGCGGCGGUCAUAUUCCUGCACGGCCUUGGUGACACUGGGCAUGGCUGGGCAGAGGGCUUUGCAGGCAUCAGAAUACCACAUGUGAAGUAUAUAUGUCCACAUGCCCCUACCAUGCCAGUUUCUUUAAACAUGAGGAUGUCCAUGCCUUCCUGGUUUGAUAUCUAUGGACUGAGCCCAGAUUCAGAUGAAGACGAGUCUGGUAUCAAGAGAGCAUCAGAGAAUCUUAAAGCCCUGAUCGAUCAAGAAGUGAAGAAUGGGAUACCAUCACACAGGAUCAUGCUGGGUGGAUUUUCACAGGGUGGAGCGCUGUCUCUUUACACGGCCCUAACUACUCAGCAGAAGCUUGCCGGCGUGGUUGCUCUAAGCUGCUGGCUUCCCCUUCGCAAAUCUUUCCCUCAGGCGGCUGUCAACGGUGCUAACAAGGACAUGCACGUGCUGCAGUGUCACGGCGAUGCCGACCCCCUGGUCCCGUUAUUAUUUGGCAGCCAGACGGCAGAGAAGAUGAAAACCUUAAUCAAUCCUGCCAACAUCACCUUCAAGACAUAUCGAGGUCUACCUCAUAGUGCCUGUCCAGAGGAAAUGGUGGAUAUAAAGCGAUUCAUAGAGAAGCAACUUCCUGCCAUUACUGAGGUGUAAACGUCAGAGUGACAGCUCACCUGCUCACUGCUGCUAAAGUCCUUUUGGGCUUGAUUCCAGUGAAAGUAGGUGGACCUGAGGUUGGAACUGACUUACUUGACAACAAAUCCACGCUGCUACUCCGUAGCUUGAGAUAAGACGGGGCUAUUAGCCUGGGAGAGGCACGAGUGAACAAUACUGCACCCUGACCUGGAGCCAUGCACACCCUCAGUGUUACAGCAGAGUAACAGUAGUUGCUUGAUUGUUAAGCCACUCACCAGUGAGACGAGCCAUUUCCUCCAAGAAAUGUAAUUUAAAAACUAGGGCUAUACUUUAUGGUUUAAUACUUGUCUCACAUCAAAUGGCCUGUUAAGUGUUUCUUUUUUUUGUUAAGGCUUAUUUCCUGUAUCAGUGCUCAAGGAUGUUUAUUUAUUGAUGAGUUAAGGUGUUUAACUAAGGUAUUUUAUCAAGCCAAUUAAUAGCAUUUCUAUUACCUCCAGCCUCUUAAAUUGAUACAUUUUUGUUCUGUUUCAAAUUAAUAUAAAUGUAGUUUUCAAAGACAACUUUAAGGUGUGAACUUUUGUAAUACCGUGGGUAUUUUUAACAACUUACUCAGAAAACUGACUUUUCGUCCUUUUUUUUGUCGCAACAAUGUGUAAGAUAUUUCUUAAUAGAUAUUCCAACAUGAAAUAAGUGCAAAAAAAACCCAAACAAACAACACUUAGGCAGCUUUAUAAGAAAGCUUUGACUAUUCAUGACAAAUGACAGCAAAAACAACGUGAUUGUGCUUUCAUUUAAUUUGUGAGAAUUCAAAUAUCUAUUUUACACAACUUUCUCUUUAAAUACACAAAUAUCAGUGGUCAUGUUCAUGUAUUCAGUGUAUUCAUCCCUGUUUUGAUCAAUUUAAAUAUAUGACUAAUAUCACAGUAUUGAAACACAGAAACAAGAUUGAUUUCCAGGUAUCAGCUCAUCAACUUGUACAAACUUUUUAUCUUUGAGAAGAGCUGAAAGCACCAACAUGUGAAGUCAUCGUUGCACCGUCCGCAGUAGACCAAAGGUGCUUGUGUACAAGAUGUUAUUCCAAGGCACUUUCCUUCUUCUUAAAUUACAGUUAAGUAAAAUCUACUAGUUUUUCUACAAGAACUGGAUAUGCAUUAAGGCUCACAAUAUACCUAAAUACAAAUGCAGUGCUCCACAGAUGCAUGCUUUCCUUCAUUAAACAAGGUAGAAAAGUGCAAUGUCAAGCGCUAGGGAAUAUAUAUAUAUGUAUAUAUAUAAAAAUAUAGAUAUGUUUUUUUUUCUUUUCUUUUUUUCGAACAAAUACAGUAACUGAUGCCGAACCUAACAUUUGUUCUUGUUUGCUCUGAGGGUAAGCUAAUCGUGGGUAAAUAAACAGCGGUUACAGCCGGGUACGAA
This is a messenger RNA of Cololabis saira (Pacific saury), 2265 nucleotides long. RefSeq names its product acyl-protein thioesterase 1-like. NCBI's taxonomy places the organism in Eukaryota, Metazoa, Chordata, Actinopteri, Beloniformes, Belonidae. Gene Ontology annotation, biological process: protein depalmitoylation. The coding region runs from base 172 to 870 and encodes 232 amino acids. The transcript has 9 exons. The record is from RefSeq and is a predicted model, not a curated record. Gene Ontology annotation, molecular function: palmitoyl-(protein) hydrolase activity; carboxylic ester hydrolase activity. Gene Ontology annotation, cellular component: cytoplasm.